AUGUUCGAGAUGAAGAAAACCAUUGACGCCUUAGUUGUUUUAGCAGGUAAGGUUUCAGAAUAUAACGCAAAAAUGAACCCACAAUGUUCUAAAUGUAAAGCAGCAAUGAGGAAAUAUAACUACUCCGUCAAAGAGAUAGAACGUAUGCGAAACGACUAUGCAGAUUUAAAGAAAGAAGCAGAGAAACCAGCAGAAGAUAAAAUGGACAUGUUGACAUUUCUAAACAAAAACUAUCCAACAGCUGACGAUUUCCUUCUAUCUGACGUCAAGAAGAAGUAUAAAGAAACUUUCGGUAUCGUUAAAACAUUCGAUGUACUAAAAGAAGAAAUUGAAGCCACGAAAUUGUUUAGAGUCAUGAACCAUCGCAACAUAUACCAUGUAAAACGCUUGUAA
Trichomonas vaginalis G3 is the source of this 393-nucleotide messenger RNA. RefSeq names its product organellar and viral DNA polymerase type B. The transcript has a single exon. Lineage: Eukaryota; Parabasalia; Trichomonadida; Trichomonadidae. Bases 1 to 393 code for a protein of 130 amino acids. The record is from RefSeq and is a predicted model, not a curated record.